CUUACGAGCUCUAUAGCUGCGGUAUUACAUCAAUUUGAGUUCAUUUGAGUGGUCACCCAUAGCGAUGGUCCCUGCGAAUAAUUUGAAGACAACACGUCAACUCGUCAUCAGUUAUCCCGGAAUGAAGAAGUUAUCCAUCAAGAUCUUUUCGGCGGCCAUCCUCAUCUGUGGCAUGGCUUCCAUCGGCAUACAAACCGUCACCUUGGUGAUAUUCUUGGAGACGUUUGAUCGCUAUUACGUCUAUUUUCCAUCGGACGUCGUCGGCCACGGCAUUUGGGGCGGUAUGCUCUACUUGACGGCUGGCAGUUUUGGAUUCGCUGUCGCCUUCAUGAGGAAGAAAACGUUGCUGGUGGGAACCGUCGUGACUUCGUCUUUAUCGAUUUUCGCUUCGUUCUUGACGUCUUUGCUCUCAGCUGGAGCGGCUUCGUCGGGCGUUUACAGCUCUUGCUACCGGAAAUUCGGAUACUCCAAUUCGAUAUGUGACACUUGGCUGGGAUUGGAAUGGGCGUUGAUGAUGUGCGGGAUUGUGGCGUUUAUCAGCUCGACCAGUCUGACCAUCCUGGCAUCCGGCUCUCUCUGCACUUGCUGCCGGAAGCACAACACUAUCGCGGACAUGCAAGAAUCGGUGGUGACUUUACAGGGUGUCUACGUCGAUCAGCAGGUUCCGGCCCAACAACAAGUUUAACACAAUAUACCAGUCAGAAGUCUUAACUCAAAGAGUCUUAAUCACCGGAAGAAGAUGGACAGUACUGAGCAACACUCUUCAGAUAAUUUUUAAUCCAUUGAAUUUUGCUAUUGUAUUAGUGGUAUGAGCCUAUGUUUGUAGAGUGUAGAUUGCUUAUUCAAGCCUGAUUAUAACUUUAUAAUUAAAAUAGCUUUUUAGAGCCGGCUGUUAAAUACUUUAGGCUAGAUUUUGUGUGUGUUUUGUGACGAUUCAAAUUUUUCAGGUGAAUCGGAAUAAAGAA
Messenger RNA from Daphnia pulicaria, 965 nucleotides. RefSeq lists its product as uncharacterized. NCBI's taxonomy places the organism in Eukaryota, Metazoa, Arthropoda, Branchiopoda, Diplostraca, Daphniidae. The coding region runs from base 65 to 685 and encodes 206 amino acids. The transcript has 5 exons. The record is from RefSeq and is a predicted model, not a curated record.